Messenger RNA from Drosophila yakuba, 440 nucleotides. RefSeq names its product 60S ribosomal protein L31 (gene RpL31). The transcript has 2 exons. Gene Ontology annotation, biological process: cytoplasmic translation. NCBI's taxonomy places the organism in Eukaryota, Metazoa, Arthropoda, Insecta, Diptera, Drosophilidae. The record is from RefSeq and is a predicted model, not a curated record. Gene Ontology annotation, cellular component: ribosome; cytosolic large ribosomal subunit. The coding region runs from base 1 to 375 and encodes 124 amino acids. Gene Ontology annotation, molecular function: structural constituent of ribosome.
AUGACCAAGACCAAGGGCGAGAAAAUCAACAAAUCCGCGAUCAAUGAAGUCGUGACCCGCGAGUGCACCAUUCACUUGGCCAAGCGUGUCCACAACAUCGGCUUCAAGAAGCGCGCGCCCCGCGCCAUCAAGGAGAUCCGCAAGUUCGCCGAGCGGGAGAUGGGCACCACCGACGUGAGGAUCGACACCCGUCUGAACAAGCACAUCUGGUCCAAGGGUAUCAGGUCCACUCCAUUCCGCAUUCGCGUGCGCCUGGCGCGUCGCCGUAACGACGAUGAGGACUCCCCCAACAAGCUGUACACCUACGUGACCUAUGUGCCGGUGUCCACGUUCAAGAACUUGCAGACCGAGAACGUCGAGUCCAGCGACGACUAAGCAACGUAAUUGACGGCCAACAUAAUACGGUUAAUAAAAAGUAAUUUUUAUUUAGAAAAAACAAA